Messenger RNA from Physcomitrium patens, 459 nucleotides. The record is from RefSeq and is a predicted model, not a curated record. NCBI's taxonomy places the organism in Eukaryota, Viridiplantae, Streptophyta, Bryopsida, Funariales, Funariaceae.
AUGGCAACCAAUGCACGAGCUGAGUGGAAACCGGAACAGCAAUCAAGCACCGUGUCGGUGUACAUGGUGAGUGGUGCUGCCCAUAAGGCGAUCGACUUCAUGACCAACGUGUUCAAUGCGCAGGUGGUUUGCAAGAUGAUGAGUGAUGACAACACAUCCGUCAGGCAUGCGUCCCUUCGCAUCGACGACACAACAGUGAUGAUCUCUGAUGGGUGCAAGGAUUACCCACCGUUUCCAGUGUGGAUGCACAUUUACGUGGAGGAUGUCGACAAAACGUACGAGCUGGCGUUGAGCAAAGGGGCCGAAUCGGUACAUGGGCCCAGGGACGAGUUCUAUGGAGAUCGCGUCAGCACUGUCAAGGACCCUGCAGGCAACACUUGGUGGAUUGCAACCCACAAGUUUACUCCCAAAUGCCUUCCCAGCGGCAAUAAAGAAUGCAAAGUCGACGCUACGGUCUAA